This is a messenger RNA of Talaromyces atroroseus, 492 nucleotides long. RefSeq lists its product as hypothetical. The transcript is spliced from 2 exons. The record is from RefSeq and is a predicted model, not a curated record. Lineage: Eukaryota; Fungi; Ascomycota; Eurotiomycetes; Eurotiales; Trichocomaceae. The coding region runs from base 1 to 492 and encodes 163 amino acids. Gene Ontology annotation, biological process: vesicle-mediated transport. Gene Ontology annotation, cellular component: intracellular membrane-bounded organelle.
AUGAGUGACAAUUAUAAUCGUGACGUAUGGUACGGUGUUGAUCCUGUCCUAUCGCAAUUUCAUUCUCAACUGACUGACGUCCUCCCUCGUAGUUACAAUGGUUGGACUUACUGGAACUGUAAUUCGGCGUGGACUAGAUGGGGCCGCUGGGUAGCCUUUGGUGUGAUCGUGGGAGCAGCUCUGCUUUUCUUUCUACUGUUUGCCUUCUUUAAUGCCCGACGUCGCCGUGCCCGCGGUAGACAGCCCUUUUACGGCACUCAAUGGAUGGCACCUCCCCCCUACCGACGAAACGAAUGGCAACAGCCUCCGCCUCAAUACCAACAGCAAGAUCAGACUCAGGCAUAUGACCGCCCUCCACCGCAUCCUCCGGCCGCCGCCGGUUAUUACGGCGGACAAGAGAGUGGAAUUGAGUUGCAGCAACCGCAGAGUGCCUAUUACGGGGGAGAUACAGUCUACGGGCCUCCUGCUGGUCCUCCUCCGGCAAAGAAAUAG